Messenger RNA from Prosopis cineraria, 1111 nucleotides. RefSeq names its product expansin-A4-like. The record is from RefSeq and is a predicted model, not a curated record. Gene Ontology annotation, biological process: plant-type cell wall organization. The coding region runs from base 119 to 895 and encodes 258 amino acids. Gene Ontology annotation, cellular component: extracellular region. The transcript has 3 exons. Lineage: Eukaryota; Viridiplantae; Streptophyta; Magnoliopsida; Fabales; Fabaceae.
AAUUUGCCCCGCACCUCUUCCUCUCGGCACCUCCAUAAGUAGUCCUCCCUCCUUCCCACGAGCCCCCAGACAGCCAGUCGUCUCUCAUCCCUAAAUCUCUCUCUCUAGGUUCACUGACAUGGCUAUGGCUUCUCUGGUCUUCGUCGCAUUUGUUAUCUCCUUCGCCCUAACGGUCAAGGCCAGAAUCCCGGGCGUUUACACCGGGGGCCCUUGGCAGAGUGCUCAUGCUACCUUCUACGGAGGAGCCGAUGCUUCCGGCACCAUGGGUGGAGCCUGUGGAUACGGUAACCUCUACAGCCAAGGGUACGGCGUGAACACGGCGGCGCUGAGCACUGCACUGUUCAACAAUGGGCUGAGCUGCGGAGCGUGCUUCGAGAUAAAGUGCGCAGAUGACAGGCAAUGGUGUCACUCGGGAAGCCCGUCCAUAUUCGUCACGGCCACUAACUUUUGCCCGCCCAACUACGCUCUUCCCAACGACAAUGGCGGCUGGUGCAACCCUCCUCGCCCCCACUUUGACCUGGCCAUGCCCAUGUUCCUCAAGAUUGCCGAGUACCGUGCCGGCAUCGUCCCCGUCGCCUACCGCCGGGUGGCAUGCAGGAAGCAAGGGGGAAUAAGGUUCACCAUCAACGGCUUUCGAUACUUCAAUCUGGUGCUGAUCACGAACGUGGCGGGAGCGGGGGAUAUAGUGCGGGCGUACGUGAAGGGAUCGAGGUCCGAGUGGAUGCCCCUGAGCCGGAACUGGGGUCAAAACUGGCAGUCAAACGCCGUAUUGGUGGGACAGUCGCUGUCGUUCAGGGUCACGGGCAGUGACAGACGCACUUCCACCUCUUGGAACAUCGUCCCUUCCAACUGGCAAUUCGGUCAAACUUUCACCGGCAAGAACUUCCGGGUUUGAUUGCAUUUUGUCUAUGGUAAAGCCGUAGGGAAUGCUGAAGCGGCUAUAUCAAAGGAGUAGCCCGCAGCUGAUUAGUGGUUUAUACAAUGUAAGACAUGAUGUUAUAUAUAGAUAUAUAUAUUUUAUAGUUCAAUUAAUUAAUAUAUCUAAGCAACUGUGUUGUGGUUGAAGGAAACCACUUGGCUCGUUUCAAUGAUAUAUUUAUGCUUUCUUUCC